GUAAAUGUUUUGUCUAGUAUACAUUCACGACAAUAAAUUAUUGUUUGAGUUUGUAAUAUUUAGUUUUUAAAUGUAUGCGUUGAGAAGCCGCCUGCUGAAAAGACAGAAGCGAGUGCGCUUAAGCUGCUCCUCGUUAGCAGGCCCGGAACGCGACCUCGGGUUUUCCUGAACAGCUUCACCGGACUCAGCGCUUCACACAGCGGUCGCGUGGCUGGUUAUCUGCCGGCUAUUUGGGGAAUAGCUACAUGGUGUAUAAAAGCGUAAAGCUAGCUAGGAUUGGAGGAUGAGCAGGGGACGCGGCACAAAAAAAAGACUGCCUCCAGACAAGCUAGACACUCCUGAGUCUUUUGAUGACGUGGUUCUGGAAGAGGUGAAGCAGCUUUUUAGCAAGGUGAGACUGUACAGCGCUCCACCUGGAACUGAGUGGUGUUUACCAGACCCCAGCGUGGCGCUCUGUGACCGGCCAUGGAGUCAUCCACCUCUGCAGGUUCUGAAAAACUCCCUAAACGCGGUGAAAAAUCAGCUCAGUGACAAAGAUUUGGCAGUGUGGCACCAGCACACUUGCUCCACCAACCGAGCGGGCACCGUUACAUCCCACCUCCGCGAGACUGCCAAUGCAGAACUUUGCACUCAGGCCUGGGCAAAAUUCUACGAGAUCCAAGGAACCUUCAAACUCCUAUCAGAAACGGCACUGCAGAACGGUGAAUUGAACUCAGUUCAUUUGUGCGAAGCUCCUGGAGCAUUUAUUUCUGCGCUUAAUCACUUCCUCCAGACCAGCAGGCUGUACUGUGACUGGACCUGGGUUGCUAACACGCUAAAUCCGUAUCACGAAGCUAAUGGACGCAGUUGCACGAUUGCAGACGACAGACUCAUUGCUCAUACUCUUCCGUGGUGGUUUUUCGGCUCGGACAACACAGGUGACAUCAUGCUUCAGAAGCAUUUGCUGGAGCUGCAGGUAUUUGUUGGUAACAUGCGCAGUGUGGAUUUGGUCACUGCGGACGGAAGCUUUGACUGUCAGGGCGACCCGGGAGAGCAGGAGAGUUUAGUGGCUCCGUUGCAGUACUGUGAAACUGUGUGCGCUUUACUCUUACUUGCCCCUGGAGGCUGCUUUGUCCUGAAGAUGUUCACGCUUUUUGAGCAUUCGUCCAUUUGCCUGCUUUACCUCCUUGUGUGCUGCUUUCGCUUGGUUCACGUUUUCAAACCUGCAACUAGUAAAUCUGGGAAUUCUGAGGUCUACGUUGUGUGUUUGGACUUCAAAUCCAAAGACGAUGUCCGGCCGCUGCUCUCAAAGCUGAUCCGUAACUACGGUCCAGAUAUGGUUUCCACGGCAGCACUGUUUCCAAAAAGCUGCAUUCCCAACUCUUUUCUCAAGCAGCAUGAGGAAAUCUGUGCAUUUUUCCAUAUGCUACAGAUCAACACCAUCCAGGAGAACCUGCACCUCUUUACCAGUAUGACUGCUGAGCAACGCAAGCAUCUAGAUCAGCUCAGAGAAUGUGCUGCGCAAUUCUAUGUGCAACGUUUUCAGGUGCAGUUCUUACCACGCAAACGCUGGGUGUGCCGAGGUGGAUCGAUGGCUUGGGGGAAGCCGUGCCAGAGGAAGCAAAUGGGAUCUUUUAACCAGCGUAAGGAGAUGCAGUUUAAGGAAUGGAGGCAGCGUCUUGUGCAUGGACCUUACCAAGCAUGGAUAGAGGAACAUUUUCAGGAAGGACAUCAUUUUGUACUCACUGGUCCUGUAGCUGAGUGUGACUUAAACGCAUGGUUUAGUCACGUGGGAGCAACACUCCCAAAAGUACGCAGCUCUGCUUUCUGUGACCAGGAGUUAUUGGAUCUGCUUAAUGACGCUUUAGAGGAGCGCACACUGGUCUUGAAGGAACAGCCCUUGGCCAAAAACACACCAGCAUGCAGAUCUUGCUCCAGCAAGUCUUCAUCUCCUGCAUCCAUAUUAAGUGAAAUCUGCAACCAUCCAAAUGUUGCUUCUUGCGUUGUGAUGGUUGGGAACCCAUCAUGGCAGGAUAUACCACUUCCAGGAAACAAGCUACAGCUGCAGUUCUGUCCAGGCCCCUCCUACCCAGAGACGUGUGUUUCCACUUUGCACGAUGGAGACCCGCUUCAUCAACACAAGCUACUGAGCAGUGUGUUUUCAGCUCUGCGUGGACUUUCUGAAGGAUCAGCACUGGUGGUUCCAUUGUGUUCAGCUUUGACCCGUUUCACUGCAUCUCUGGUCCUCGCACUCCAUCUCUGCUUCCAGUCGAUCGGUUUCCGUUGCCCCGUUUGCGGCCCACCUGUUGUGCUGCUGUGUGUGGGAUUCUCCUCAGUACCUCAGAUCAACACCAUCCUCCAGGAGGUCCUGGACCAAAUGAGAAAACUAGAAUCGGACAGGCAGCUUCUGCAGUUUGCUCCAAUGGAAGAACUGAUCAGAGGUUCACUGGCUCACUUUCUGUCCAACCUCAAUAACACUGUUUUGAGGCAGCAGCUCCAUUUACUUCUACCCCUGCAGCAGAAAAGAUAACACUCUGUCUCUGUCCCACUGGAGCUCAAUCCCAGUCCUCAGGGCUCCAAACCCUCCAAAUUCCAAAAGUAUGUGUCCCUUACUAAAAGACAGCUGGCUGGGUGAAUGAAGGCCUUACAAACAACUUCUCCAGCUUGCGACAAUGGAUGAAUUGGUUAGAACUCCAUUUACUCUAAACAACAGAUUAUACUGUCCAUCAGUCUCAUUCCUCAGGGCUUUUGUUUAUUUUUUUUUUUAAAUGUUUUUGGUACUCUCAGCAUUCUGACUGAGGAUGAACAUUACUCAACAUAUUGAGCAAGGAGAAAUUAACUGGAGUAUAAUUCUACACCUCCUGUACAAUUACUGACUGGUUUGUGAUUCCUAUUCUACACAGGCACUAUAUAUAGCUUAUACCACAGCGUGGUUGAAUUCUCGAAUCUGAUUGGUCAGAAGGCGAGCAGUAUAUCUGUACGGUAGCUCUGGCUGUGACAUGAAGUUUAUAUUAAUACGCUCGUUCUAAUAUGUUAUCGUUUCUAUAGCAACUGCUCAAAAACAAGGACUUGUACGGCGGACGCUCCACAUAAUCUAAGACUUAUAAUAAACGGAUUGAAAAUUUUUUUGUAUAGAGUAAAACGUAUAGUCGGUGACGCGAUGAUGUUUUUGUUAGGAGACAAAAUGUGUGACGUUUCGUUCAUUAAUGAAUUAAACAUUGGAAUCGUUUGGCAAAUCGCUGUGGUAUAAGCAAAAUAACACACUCCAGACUGUGCUGUUAUACGAAAAUAAUCCACUUCGGGGUGGAAAAAGUAAGUCAGCUUCGCGUUGUGCUUCAUCACACCACCCCUCAGAGUGCAUUAUUUUCGCACGGUGUGUAGUGUGUGUUAUGUCUUACGUAGGUGUCUUAAAGUAACAGGUCCAUUUAAUCCCCUCACUAUGGGCAGUGUUAACAGUUUGUUCUUUGGGACUCAUAUCUUGUAUAUUUUUCUUUUCCAUGGUCUUGCACACUUAGAGUUUUAUGUGCUGUGUGUAUAUAUGGAGAAUUGUUUGUUUGUUUGUUUGUUUGAGAAAGUAGAGAACAGUACUGAUUGUCUAACACAGAGAGUACAUUCUAUGUUGUGUAUUAUGUUUUAGAAUUAUUUAUAUGCAAUCUGUAAAUGUUUUAAAGUACAUGAGCUAGUACUUUGAGUUGCCUUAGCUACUAUAUUUUGGUCAACUGCUCUUUUUUUUUUUUUUUUUUUUUUUUUUUUAUAAUUAAAAGCAGUUUAUUUUUGGACAUAUGGUCUGUAAUUAUAUAAAAUAGAAAAUGUUUCUAAGGUCAUCUACCAAGUGAAAAUAUCAACGUCAUUAACCUGUAUUUGAAAAUUUUUCUGUAGAUGAACAAUAUUGAAUACUUUUGAUUGUGUUGUAUAGAAAUUAUAAUUUUUUAGUAAAAAAUAAAAUCAUAUUCUCUGGUUUGACCAAAAACCUUCUUUACUUUAUUGGACCGUGCACACACAUGCCAUUCCACAGUGCCGUUACAGGUCAUGAGUAUGUCUGUCUGGACCAGAUCACAGCAGCUGACAGUCCAGUGCUUGAAACAUUUAACACUUUUGGUAUUUAUUAUAUUUUGAUUUUUGAGUUUUUAAAUCAUAUUGUAGUUAC
Messenger RNA from Pangasianodon hypophthalmus (striped catfish), 4126 nucleotides. It is a transcript of the gene cmtr2, whose product is annotated as cap methyltransferase 2. Gene Ontology annotation, biological process: 7-methylguanosine mRNA capping. The record is from RefSeq and is a predicted model, not a curated record. Bases 284 to 2509 code for a protein of 741 amino acids. Gene Ontology annotation, cellular component: cytoplasm; nucleus. Lineage: Eukaryota; Metazoa; Chordata; Actinopteri; Siluriformes; Pangasiidae. The transcript is spliced from 2 exons. Gene Ontology annotation, molecular function: methyltransferase cap1 activity.